AUGCAGAACCUGUGGACUGUAUUCUGUGGUGAAUCUGAUUGCAGUAAAAACAGUUCUGACAAUUCUUAUAGUCCUCGGUUUUCGUUAGUUAUUCAUCCUUCUUCAUGUGUCAACCAUGCUUCCCUUAUUUGCUUCAACAUACUUCUUCUUGUAAUCCUCUUAUACAACUUCAUCUGCAAAUUUCUUUUCAAGAAAGUCAAGCUACAACCUCAUAACAGACGACAGUUCUCUGUUCUGCAGAUACUGUCAGCUGUUUUUAAUGGUUGUCUUGGUCUUGUUUAUAUAGGAUUUGGACUAAAAACGAGCCUGAAACGAGAGCUUUUCCCAAAAGUCAGAAUCCAAAUCUUGUCCAUUUUGGCUUUCCUCUAUGCUGGAAUUUUCGGGUUUCUGACACUUUUUACUGCCACAGUAAAUCAUGACAUAGCAGUUAAAGGGGUGUUAGACAUUCUCUCUUUUCUAGGAGCAAGUUUACUAUUGUUGUGUACUAAUGAGUACAUUCCAACUGAUGUAGAUGAGAUUCACAGUAGAAAAUUUGGUUCAACUACUGCUCUAUUUUCAAAAGCUGGGGUGUUCAGUAAGAUGACAUUCUGUUGGUUGAACCCUUUGAUGAAACUGGGUAGAAAAAAGACUCUCAAGGAAGAUGACUUACCCACAUUAAGGGAUGUAGACAUGGCAAAAUCUUGUUACUUGCAGUUUCUUGGUCAAAAGAACAAACAUAAGCAGGCUUCAACACCUUCAGAAGACUCAGAAUCCUCAAUACUUUGGACAAUUGUUGCAUGUUAUUGGAGGGAGAUUCUCAUGUCAGGUGUUUUCGCGCUUUUGAAGAUACUUGCAUUGUCAGCAGGGUCUCUUUUCCUCGACUCUUUCAUUCAGGUUGCUGAUGGUAAAGAAGCAUUCAGAUAUGAAGGUUACGUUCUGGAAAUUUCGAUCUUCCUGACAAAGAUCCUGGAAUCUUUCUCACAAAGACAAUGGUACUUCCAAACCAGAUUGAUUGGUCUUAAAGUAAGAACCAUUCUCAUAGCAGCUAUUUACAAGAAGCAACUGAGACGAUCAACUGUUGCAAAGAGAAUCCACUCUGGUGGUAUCAUAAUGAACUACAUAAAUGUUGAUUCAUAUAGAAUCGGGGAAUUUCCUUUUUGGUUUCAUCAAACUUGGACUACAAGCCUCCAACUUUGUUUUGCAAUAGCUAUUCUGAUCCGUUCAGUCGGACUUGCAAGCAUUGCAUCAUUAAUAGUGAUUAUUUUAACCGUGAUUUGCAACACCCCAUUAGCCAAAUUACAGCAGAAACACCAAAGGAAAUUGAUGGUUGUUCAAGAUGAAAGACUGAAGGCUUUCUCAGAGGCUCUUGUGAACAUGAAGGUGUUAAAAAUGUAUGCUUGGGAAACUCAUUUCAAGAACAAAGUUGAGGAAUUGAGGAAAGUUGAACAUAAAUAUUUAUCAGCAGUUUUGUUGCAAAAGGCAUACAAUACUUUCCUUUUCUGGACAUCUCCUGUACUGGUGUCUUCUGCUACAUUUGGUGCAUGUUAUUUACUAAAAAAUCCUCUAAAUGCCAGUAAUGUUUUUACUUGUUGUUCCGGUGUUGUAAAGGUGGAAACAAUGGGCUUCGAGUGA
Spinacia oleracea (spinach) is the source of this 1611-nucleotide messenger RNA. Its product is annotated as ABC transporter C family member 10-like. Gene Ontology annotation, molecular function: ATP binding; ABC-type transporter activity. The transcript has 3 exons. Bases 1 to 1611 code for a protein of 536 amino acids. NCBI's taxonomy places the organism in Eukaryota, Viridiplantae, Streptophyta, Magnoliopsida, Caryophyllales, Amaranthaceae. Gene Ontology annotation, cellular component: membrane. The record is from RefSeq and is a predicted model, not a curated record. Gene Ontology annotation, biological process: transmembrane transport.